Danaus chrysippus (African queen) is the source of this 1062-nucleotide messenger RNA. NCBI's taxonomy places the organism in Eukaryota, Metazoa, Arthropoda, Insecta, Lepidoptera, Nymphalidae. The record is from the annotation of a GenBank genome assembly.
AUGCCGUUAAAAAAAUUUGAAAAAAUAAGAUCCACUCUCCAUUUUGCCGACAAUACGCUAUGCUUACCCAAAGAUCAUCCAGACUAUGACAGGCUAUUCAAAAUAAGACCUCUUGAGGAAAUGCUCAACUCCCAGUUUGGAAAGGUUCCCUUAGACCAAAGGCUUUCCAUAGACGAGCAGAUGUGUGCAACCAAAAUGAGCCAUUACAUAAAACAAUACAUGCCCAAUAAACCCCACAAGUGGGGGUUCAAAUUAUAUCUCAUCUGCAGUCUACAAGGAUAUGCUCAUAGAUUUGAGGUUUACAGUGGAGGGGGCUCCAAAAAUAACAUCUUACCUGGUGAGCCAGAUUUGGGAGAGUCUGGAAAUACAGUCGUCAGGUUAGCUAGAAUGGUACCACGCAAUGUGAAUCACAUUAUAUACUUCGACAACUUCUAUACUUCUGUGCCUCUCGUCACCUAUUUAGCUAAGGAAGGAAUUUUCUCACUGGGAACAGUAAGAGUAAACCGAUUGAGAAACUGCAAAUUGCCUGACAAAAACACUAUAAUGAAAAAGAACGUACCCAGAGGAUUCUAUGAGGAAAACGUGGCGACUGUGGAUGAUAUUGACGUAAGUGCUGUUGUGUGGAAAGAUAACAAGCCCGUUAACCUUCUUUCCACUUACGUAGGAGCAGAACCAGCAACCACAGUCACGCGCUUUGAUAAAUCGAAGAAAGAGAACGUUGCUAUUCCAUGCCCCAAAGUCAUCAAGGAACUAGAACUUGCCGAAACCCUCUGCAAAUUGGGUCUACCUGCAAAUGGCGCUAAACGUGGUCGACCUAGUGGGAGCACAAUACAAAGAGAACUUGUAACGAAGAAGUUCCGAGGACCAGCUCAAGCAAUUCCUUUGAAAGACGUCAGAUUGGAUCAGACAUGUCAUUGGGCAGUUUGGCUGGAUAAGCAGCAGCAGAGGUGCAAAUUCCCGAAAUGUUUAGGAUUUACGUUCAAAAUGUGCCAAAAAUGUCGUGUAUCUUUAUGUGAUACGAAAAAAAGCAAUUGUUUUUAUAAAUAUCAUAAUUUAGAAUAA